GAUUUCACACACUGUAAAAAUUCGUUCAGUGCUAUUGUCCUUAUAACUUAAUUUUAAAAACUAUAUUUAUUCCAAUAAAUUAACUUAUUUUUCUUUCUUUGUUUUUUGAGUUUUCAAAAAGUAAAAAAGUGUGAAUAUUUUCGUAACUUAAUAUUUUCUAUAAUAAAAUUAAUUUAAUUGGACUUCACCAUAAAUUGAUUUUACAAAACUCAUUUUAAAAGUUUAUAUCAGACGUAUCCUUAUGGACGUAUCAGACGUAAAAAGACACGACCCGCCCACUACCUGCAGCAACAGAAGAACAAGCCCGGCCAAAUCCUUCAUCUCGUCUGUUCCAGAAGUUUAUUCGAACGGGGUUUUCUACGGAGCCGGAUAAUACUUCACGUACCUCAUAUGGGAUGGCCCUGUAAAUUGUGCAACACUGUGGUACCAGGAAAGAGUGACAUUUUAAAGCAUUAUAGACUGCAUCAUGGGACUUUUGGACACAGCCAUGCCUUGCCUUGUAUUCAUAUAGAUUGCCCAUGUUCUUUUAAAUCCUGGAGUUCCUUCCGCUCUCACCUCUCAAGAUACCACCCAGAAGCUAAAUCCUUCAUCUCACCACAACCAGUGCCUGCUACCUUCUCCUCAAGAAACAAGAUUGGAGGAAACGCGCAUGAAAAUUGGUCCCUCAUACGACUGUUGCCAUUCAUUAUUGGACACAAAAUACCUUUGAGUGAUCCAGCCUGGCUUCUGUUGAUGUCUUUAAAAGACAUUGUUGAGCUUGUUGUGGGUCCAGUCCAUAAUGAGGAAAGCAUUGCAUAUCUUGACUCAAAAAUUUCUGAACACCGACACAGAUUCCAGGAAGUGUUCCCUAAUGAAGAAUUAAUCCCGAAGCACCACUUUUUAGAGCACUAUCCUGCUUUGAUAAAAGCUUUUGGACCAGUUAUAGCUUUCUGGACGAUGCGGUUCGAAGCAAAACACAGCCAGUUUAAACGGAUUGUAAGGCAUACUGGCAACUUCAAGAACAUUCUCCUGUCCCUGGCUACAAAGCACCAGCUUAUGAUAAGCCACAACCUGCAUUCCACAACAGUUUUGCCUGCUCUUAGUGUUGUAAGAGUAACAUCAGUUCCAGUGGAUGUCCUACAUGUAAAUGUUCAGGAGUCAAUCAGGCAUAUAUCUCCUUCUCAGUCUCAUGUUCAGCUGGCUGACACAGUCACCUAUCAGGGAUCGAGGUACUCAAAAGGCAUGAUUGUGGCCUUUGGUUCUACUGCAGGUCUUCCUGAUUUUGCAGUGAUUCUUCAAAUUGCACUUAUCGAGGAAAGAGUGUAUUUUAUUGUGAGAACACAGAUAUCCUGGUUUGAUGAACAUUAUCGCGGAUAUUAUCUGGAGAAGACAGACCACAUAACUCUCGUUGAGCAACGAUGCCUUACUGAUGUAUAUCCUCUGUCUGCCUAUAUUGUUGCAGGAAAGCAAAUGGUGAUAUUGAAGCGCCACAUCUGUCUCCAACAUAACUCUUCUUAGAAAUGGAGCAAACUGUGAGAUUCCGGGUCCUCAUCGAUCAUGAAAUCAAGAAACUCACUCUCAGCAGUGGCAUGCCCUCAACUGUGAAUGAGUUGGUUGCAGCUGUCAAAGAACAUUUUUCCAUCCCCACAGAUAUAAGUCUUCAAUACAAAGAUGAGGAAUUUGAUGACUUCUUCACCCUAACAUCUACCAAUGAGCUGAAAGAUAAGUGCACACUUAAAGUUGUGUAUACACCGCUGGAGUUGACGCUGACCGUUGUUCCCCAGGAAAGCACCCCAGAUGCCUCUGAUGUCAGCUCUCUCUGUGAGUGUACGAGUCUCAGUGGGAACUCAGUGGAUACUGUCAUUCCGAGUCCAUCCCCCUCUGAAAGGCAGAGCCCAUGGCCUGCUGUGUUUCCAAUUCCAACCUUCUCACACAACACUGAACUGGCCUUAAGACAAGGAAACGAGAUUUAUUUAAGAGAUGGCACCCCUAUGACAUCACCAAGUAUCAAAUCAGACAUCCUGGAGCGCCUGGCAGAGGCCAUGUUUUUCUACACAGCUUACCCCAAUGAUGCCCAGAGAUGUGCAGUGGCAGAGGCACUAGUUGCAAAGCAUCCCUGCUUAAAGGAGCCCGGAUCUUUUAAUGGAAUUUAUGGGUGGCAGGUAAGCCUAAAGUAUAAGUGUGGAAACUACCGGACAAAACGGAAAGCACUUGGAAGCACUGAACUCCUGAUAAACUCACUGAGAAACAAGUCAAGUGAUGAGCGAAAAGCCGCUAAAAAUGUCAAGAAACCAAAGAGGGCAGAGGUGAAUUACUUGCCCUCACACCCACAUGGUGAAACAGAUGACACCCUUGAGAAUCUGAGACUUGACCUAAUUGCUGCCCAUCAGACAAAGGACUCUGUCAGGAGCACAAAUGAUAUGAUGGCCAGAACAUACAGCUGGAGAAGACAGGAAGUUAUUACCAAGUCUCCUGGUGUGGCAGAAUUCAAGGAAAGAUGGCCUGCCCUCUUCGAACCAUUCCAGGUAAACGAGGAGUUCCGAAGAUGUACUGCAGUUUCCCUGGAAGCGACGUUUAUGUCACAGCUGGACAAAUACACCCCAAAGCUCCUAGAACUCUUUAGUGCCAAGGGAGGAGCAACUGGUCAACGCAUCAAAAAGUUGUUGAUGGAUCUGAUACAGGACCCAAGUGCCACUACAGUGAAGAAGAGAGAUGUCACUCUGAGAUGCCUCUUUGAGUAUAUGGGAGAGAGUGGACAGGAGCUUAUCUCGGAUUACUGUGGGGCCGCAGAGACCAUUGUUCAUGAGGACCUGAAAAUUAAGAACAUGAGCAUCUAUGUCUGCCGUGAGCCAGAUGCAGUAGGAAUCAUCAUUGAGGGAAUACCAGUCCUUACCAAUCUUGGAAACCUGGCCAAAGCAUGCUGCUUCCUGCUUGGGUUGACAUAUGCACUUAAUCUUGAGUAUCCAUCCAAGCUUUCCAAAACAUUUGAGGUGUUUCAAAGACUUUUCGUGGGACUUGAGACACUGCGCCCAAAACCAAGCCCCAAGUUCAUGACCCUGAAAAACAAACUCCUUGCCUAGGCACUCAGACAUGACUGUCACUGCACUUGUGAACAGCUGUUUUCUUUGUCUGUUCAACAUCAUUAUACAUUGGACAUAAUGGGUGUUAUGUCCAAUGUUAUAUUGGACAUAAUUGGACAUUCAGGUUGUUGUAAUGGUUUAUCCUUGUCAUGUUUUAUACUGUACACAGGUCAUACUUCCUGGUGUGAAAAAGUAAUUAUAUUUUAUACACACAAAAUAGACCUGCUGUGAAGCUGCACUUUAAAAACUGGUCAGUAGGUGAGAUCAGUGAGAUGUUUGACUAAAGAUGUUUCAAAAUAUUCACACACGCUGUGAAGGUAUUAUGCCAAGUUGAGGUCAGAUGGUCAUGCUUGUGACCUGUAAUGUUAGUGUUAUAAUGUUUCAAUAUUAUGUUCACACUGUACUGUUAAAAGGAUAGUUCACUUCAAAAUGAAAAUUCUGUCAUCAUUUACUCACCCUCAAGUUGUUUUAAACCUGUAUGAAUUUCUUUCCUCUACAGGACACAAGGAAGAUGUCUGAAGAAUGUUAGUAACCGAACAGUUAACUGGACCCAUUGACUUCCAUAUUAGAAAAAAAUAAAAAGACUAUGGAAGAACAUUCUUCAAAAUAUCUUCCUUGUGUUCAGCAGAAGAAAGAAAUUCAUACAGGUUUAAAACAACUUGAGGGUGAGUAAAUGAUGACAGAAUUUUCAUUUUGAAGUGAACUAUCGUUUUAAGGUGUUUUACUAACCUACUAUUUACAAGCUGAGGUCAUAUUUUGUUUAAUACAUGAAUACAGAAGUUCUUGAUUGUUUAUACUGUCCAGCUCAUUCCCACUAUUUGGAUAUGGCAUGUGAAUUGUUAAAAAAUAGCAAGUGCCAGUUAACUAGAUAUUAAAAUGUUUUAAUAUUAUGUAUGUACACACAGUAAAAUAUACUGUGAAGGUGUUCUUCUAACCUGCACUUUAUAAGUUGAGGUCAUGCUUUUUUUAAUGCAUGAAUAGAUGUUAUUGAUUGUUAACACUAUCCAGCUCAUUUUGAAUUUGGUUUGUAAAUUGUUACUUAAUUUUAAAUUUUAAUUUUAAAUUUUUAAAUUUUGUAACAUUAUGUACACAGAACUGUACUGUGAAGGUGUUCCACUAACCUGCACUUUAUUUGCUGAGGGCAUGUUUUCUUAAAUGCCUGAAUACCAAUGUUUAUACUGUCCAGCUCAUUGCUACUGUUUUGGAUAUGGCAAUGAUUUAAUAAAUGUUGGAAAUUGA
This is a messenger RNA of Micropterus salmoides (largemouth bass), 4298 nucleotides long. RefSeq lists its product as uncharacterized. Gene Ontology annotation, molecular function: protein binding. NCBI's taxonomy places the organism in Eukaryota, Metazoa, Chordata, Actinopteri, Centrarchiformes, Centrarchidae. The transcript has 6 exons. The record is from RefSeq and is a predicted model, not a curated record. Bases 1500 to 3059 code for a protein of 519 amino acids.